GGCAGGCACCCGAUGUUCACCCAUCAGAGGGCGGAAGUGCAAUGACACAGGAACCGGAAGUGCCCACAGUAGCGGCUGCGCUGAUCAAGUGCGGGGCGGCCCGAGCUGUCGGGCUGGCGAGGAAUCAGAGGAGGAAGAAGGUGCCACGAAAAUGCUGUAACAACCAAGGACUGCUACCUGUUAAACAAUUGCAGAUGACACUAAGCUGGGAGGAAGUGUGGAUCUGCUGGAGGGUAGGGAGGCUCUGCAAAGGGAUCUGAACAGGCUGGACCGCUGGGCCGAGGCCAAUGGCAUGAGGUUCAACAAGGCCAAAUGCCGGGUCCUGCACUUGGGGCACAACAACCCUGUGCAGCUACAGACUGGGGGAAGAGUGGCUGGAGAGCUGCACGGAGGAGAAGGACCUGGGGGUGAUGGUUGACAGCGACUGACCAUGAGCCAGCAGUGUGCCCAGGGGGCCAAGAAGGUCAACGGCAUCUUGGCUUGGAUCAGAAAUGGGGUCACCAGCAGGUCCAGGGAGGGGAUUCUCCCUCUGUACUCGGCACUGGUGAGACCGCACCUCGAAUACUGUGUUCAGUUCUGGGCCCCUCACCACGAGAAGGAUGUUGAGGCUCUGGAGCGUGUCCAGAGAAGAGCAACGAAGCUGGUGAGGGGCUGGAGAACGUCUGACGAGGAGCGGCUGAGAGAGCUGGGGUUGUUUAGCCUGGAGAAGAGGAGGCUGAGGGGAGACCUUAUUACUCUCUACAACUACCUAAAAGGAGGUUGUGGAGAGGAGGGAGCUGGGCUCUUCUCCCAAGUGACAAGGGACAGGACAAGAGGGAAUGGCCUGAAGCUCCGCCAGGGGAGGUUCAGGAAAAGGUUUAAAAGGACCUCCGAGUACAUUUAUGAGGUGCUGUUUCUGGGUGGCAAUGGCAGUGACAUCAAAAUCCGUGCCCUGGGAAAAGAGUGGAACCUGCACAAGGUGUAUCUGUGCCAGCUGCCCCGGGGAGAAGGAGGCCCUGCAGACACAGAUGUUUGGGCUGCCAGCUACCAAGGACAAGAGGUGGGCACGUAGAGUCCAGCACCUGGGGAGGAACAGCCCCUGCACCAGGACAGGUUGGGGAUGACCUGGAAAGCAGCUAUCAGUACUGCCCAUUCCAAGGCAGAGUUGCCCGUCGAGGCGGCGGUUACCGU
Molecule: messenger RNA, 1170 nt
Organism: Cuculus canorus (common cuckoo)
Lineage: Eukaryota; Metazoa; Chordata; Aves; Cuculiformes; Cuculidae
Exons: 3
Coding region: 431-1051 (206 amino acids)
Biological process (GO): germ cell development
Cellular component (GO): nucleus
Source: RefSeq, a predicted model, not a curated record